This is a messenger RNA of Peniophora sp. CBMAI 1063, 783 nucleotides long. The record is from the annotation of a GenBank genome assembly. NCBI's taxonomy places the organism in Eukaryota, Fungi, Basidiomycota, Agaricomycetes, Russulales, Peniophoraceae.
AUGUUACUCUACCUUCUAUCGCGCAUAACAAGCGCGGUCGUCGCGUUCCUCUACCCAGGCUACGCGUCCUUCAAGUGCCUCAGCCAGCGCCCGGCAUCUGAAGCCGAACUUGAGCGCUGGCUCACAUACUGGUCCGUUCUUGGCUGCAUAGUCUUUGUCGAGUAUGUCGCAGAGUGGCUUGUCUCCUGGAUACCAUUCUACUACCCGAUCAAGACUUUAUUCCUCCUCUUUCUCGUUUUGCCCCAAACCCAAGGCUCAACCACCAUCUACCGCAUCUAUGUCGCGCCCUUCUUCUCCCUCCAUGAACCGCGCAUUGACGCAGCCCUGGGCGAACUCAAAGCCUACAUCCUGAACUUCCUCCAAUCCCGCCUCCGCCUCCUAUGGGACAACAUGUCAUCCUCAGCAAACGCCGCUCCACCUCCGGCAAACGCACCGCAACAGCCGACGAUGAGCGACCCUGUAUCCGGACCCACGAUGAUGCUGGGUGGAUUGUGGAGGACGUAUGGGCCUGCGAUCGUUGCAGGUGGCACAGCGCUGUUGAGCCAGCAGAAGGCGAAUACGAACGCUGGUAUUGCCACGCCUCCCGGUGGGCCGAGUAGGGUUGCGUCGGGCGUGCAGGGUGCGGGUCAGGAGGGGUACGACGUGGGUGGGAGAGGGUAUGAGGAGGUUGAGGUGCCGAGCGAUGCGGAGGACGAGCCGCCACGCAGUCGGGCUGGCGGUGGAGGUUGGUUCUGGGGAGGCGGAGCACAGGCUCAGGGAUACGAGCGCGUCAAGUCGGAUUGA